Molecule: messenger RNA, 1031 nt
Organism: Momordica charantia (bitter melon)
Lineage: Eukaryota; Viridiplantae; Streptophyta; Magnoliopsida; Cucurbitales; Cucurbitaceae
Product: S-adenosyl-methionine 4-1-methyl-2-pyrrolidinyl-3-oxobutanic acid methyltransferase-like
Molecular function (GO): methyltransferase activity
Source: RefSeq, a predicted model, not a curated record
CCUUUAUUGGAGCUAUUUGAAGAUUUUUGAAAAGCUACAAAGCGGAAGGUAAUCUCCAUGGCUUGGCCAAUUGCAGAGGAGGCCAUUACCGACUUCUUCGGCACCAACAUUUUUCCGACAACCUUAACAAUGGUCGACUUAGGUUGUUGUUCUGGACCAAACACUCUCAUGCUUGUCUCCAAUCUCAUCAAACAAGUGGAGUAUCAAAUUUUCUUCAAUGACCUCCAUGGAAAUUACUUCAAUACCAUAUUUAGAUCGUUGCCAAGCUUCCUACAACAUUUGAAGACCCAAAUUGGAGCUGAUUUUGGUCCAUGUUUCUUCAAUGGGGUUCCUAAAGGGAUGGAGAAUAACAAAGGGAAUAUUUUCAUGGGUAGUACAAGUUCGAGGAGUGUGCUUGAAGCUAAUUAUAGGCAAUUUGGAAAAGACUUUUCGAUGUUUUUGAGGUGUCGUGCCGAGGAAUUGGUUGUUGGUGGACGGAUGGUUCUAACAAUUCCAGGAAGAACCAUGGAAGAUCCAUCCAAUAAAGAAUGCAAUUAUGUUUGGGGGUUUUUAAAUUCAGCUCUCAAUAUAAGUAUGGUGGUUGAGGAAAUUUUAGAAGAGGAAAAAGUGAACUCAUUCAAUGUUCCAAGCUACAUGCUAUCGGUAUUGGAAUUGAAAGUCGAGGUCUUAACCGAAGGAAGUUUCACUAUUAACCAUGUAGAAGUCUCAAGAAUUGAUUGGAGUUUUUACGACAUUGUUGACAAUGGUUAUGAUUUUGUGAAAUACGUACGAUCCGUAGUUGAACCACUUCUUAUUCAUCAUUUUAGAGAAGCAAUUAUAGAUGAACUAUUUUGUAGAUAUAGAAAAAUAGUUGCUGAUCACAUAUCAAAAGAGAAGAUUGAAUCUGUUAACCUCACAGUCUCUCUGACUAAAAUAAAUGGUGAAAAUUAACUGGCUUUCUUUUUUUCCUUUUUAUUUUUUAAGAAAUUGGUACUACAUUAUGUGAUGUUAUGAAAGAACAUUACGUCGUUAAAAAGAUUGAAACUACAUUA